Molecule: messenger RNA, 3770 nt
Organism: Globicephala melas (long-finned pilot whale)
Lineage: Eukaryota; Metazoa; Chordata; Mammalia; Artiodactyla; Delphinidae
Gene: PXYLP1
Product: 2-phosphoxylose phosphatase 1
Biological process (GO): glycosaminoglycan biosynthetic process; dephosphorylation; chondroitin sulfate proteoglycan biosynthetic process
Cellular component (GO): Golgi apparatus
Molecular function (GO): phosphatase activity
Source: RefSeq, a predicted model, not a curated record
CGCCUCCCCCUGCGCCGGGCGGAGCGGGCGGCGAGCGCGGAGCCGGGCGCGCUGUGGCGGAGCCGGGGCCGGGCCGGGACCAUGGGCGGCCUUUGCCCCGCAGCCUCCGGUGGGUGCCUCCCUUCACCCGCGCUGCGUCCUGCUUCUCCACCUCCAGCCCCGCACCUCGCCUGCCUCCAUCCGCGGUCCCGCCCCUCCAGCCCGCUCCUGCCCGGCCCCCGCACGCCUGCCGCCUGAUUCCUGCCGGAACUGGAGCUCGCAGGAUCCCCCUUCCACGGCCGUGGCGAGCCAGCUGGUCUCCAGAAGGCCCGCGGGUGAACCCGAGUGUGGAGCAGGCAGUGCCCAGCCAGCCUCGCAGACGUGACGUGACUGCGGACGGAGCUUGGCAACAACUCCUCCUCGGAGGUGUUGGUGCCCCGUCAGGACAUCUGUGCGAAGAGGAUCUAAAGCAGGUGGUUUGAAAAGCCUCGUGUUCCCUGGAGAGAGGUGGAGAUGCAGGGUGACAGCCAGAAAGCCAGUGCAUGAACCUGCCCCAUCCCUUCUCCUGGCUUUCAUACAUUUCAGCUGUGAGCUUCAAGAUGGCAGAAACUGUGUCCUGUAUCCUGUGUCCUCAGCACUUUCGAUGGUGCUCAACACGUAUUGGCUUUGGGGAAAUAUGUUGUUUUGAAUCAACGGAUUGACUGGAUGAGUGAAGCGGUUUCGGCCUUCAGAACCCAGCCUGCAGGUUAGCUGGAAUUUGAAUAACUGGAAUGUGAAUGGCUGCUGGGAGCUCACAGCCCCCUUGGUGCUGUCCAGGAGGUCUGGAAUCUAUCAGGCUCUCACUCAUCAGACUUUAAGGAUGUGUUCCUGAUUCGAGGUGAAACCAUGAAGAGAAGAUAAAACAAAUAAUAAUGCUUUUCCGCAAUCGCUUCGUGCUGCUGCUGGCCCUGGCUGCGCUGCUGGCCUUCGUGAGCCUCAGCCUUCAGUUCUUCCACCUGAUCCCAGUGUCGGCAGCUAAGAAUGGAGUCACUGGCAAGAAUCGAAAGAGGAUCAUGCCUGACCCGGUGACGGAGCCCCCCGUGAUGGACCCCGUUUACGAAGCCCUUUUGUACUGCAACAUUCCACGUGUGGCCGAGCGCAGCAUGGAAGGUCACGCUCCGCAUCAUUUUAAGCUGGUCUCAGUGCAUGUGUUCAUUCGACACGGGGACAGGUACCCCCUGUAUGUCAUUCCCAAAACGAAGCGCCCAGAAAUUGACUGCACUCUGGUGGCUAACAGGAAACCGUAUCACCCUAAACUGGAGGCUUUCGUGAGUCACAUGUCCAAGGGAUCUGGAGCCUCUUUCGAAAGCCCCCUGCACUCCCUGCCUCUUUAUCCCAGCCACCAGCUGUGUGAGAUGGGGGAGCUCACACAGACAGGGGUUGUGCAGCAUCUGCAGAAUGGCCAGCUGCUGAGGGACGUCUACCUGAAGAAACACAGACUCCUGCCCAGUGACUGGUCCACAGAGCAGCUUCGCUUAGAGACCACUGGCAAAAGCCGGACGCUGCAGAGUGGGCUGGCUCUGCUUUAUGGCUUUCUCCCAGAUUUUGACUGGAAGAAGAUUUAUUUCCGGCACCAGCCCAGCGCUCUGUUCUGCUCCGGGAACUGCUACUGCCCACUGAGGAACCAGUACCUAGAAAAGGAGCAGCGUCGGCAGUACCUGUUGCGUUUGAAAAACAGGCAGCUGGAGAGGACCUACGAGGAGAUGGCCAGGAUCGUGGACACCUCCACCAAGCAGCUCCGGGCUGCCAACCCCAUAGACGCCAUGCUCUGCCUCUUCUGCCACAACGUCAGCUUCCCCUGCACCAGGAAUGGCUGUGUUAACAUGGAGCACUUCAAGGUGAUCAAGAGGCAUCAGAUAGAGGACGAGAGCGAGAGGCGGGAGAAGAAACUGUAUCUGGGGUACGCGCUCCUGGGCGCCCACCCCAUCCUGAACCAGACCGUGGGCCGCAUGCGGCGCGCGGCAGAGGGCCAGAAGGAAGAGCUCUUUGCUCUCUCCUCUGCUCACGACGUCACUCUGGCCCCGAUUCUCAGUGCCUUGGGCCUUACAGAAGCCAGGUUCCCGAGGUUCGCGGCCAGGUUGAUCUUUGAGCUCUGGCAAGACAGAGAGAAGCCCGGCGAGCACUCCGUCCGGAUUCUCUACGACGGUGUCGAUGUCACGUUCCACACCUCGUUCUGCCAGGAUCACCACAAGCGGUCUCCCAAGCCCAUGUGCCCCCUCGAAAACUUCGUCCGCUUUGUGAAAAGGGACAUGUUCGUGGCCCUGGGUAGUGGUAGCACUAAUUAUUUUGACGCGUGUCACAGGGAAGGAUCCUAAAAGGUACGUGGUGCGGUGCUAACAGAAUCUAUGCCAAUACAGAGGGAUGGGAAAGGUCCACUUCUAGUUCUUUUGGUUGCUAAGGGUACAAGGUGAUUUUUAAAGGCCGGAAAUCAUGCUUGGGGGCCACAUAGAUUUAGGGUUGAACAGUGAAUAUGUUGCUGUAAUUGGGUACUUGAGUUACUUGGUACACAAUGGCCAGUUCACAGAGAAAGGAAGGUACUUUAUCAUAGCCAGACUUUGCUUAGGAUGCCAGAACAAUGCGGCAGUACCCAAAGCUGCCAGUCCACAUAUGUGUUCUUCUGAUCUGCCUUGGUACUGUAUGAUGGAACCAGCAAACCUCAGCCAGAAGCUUCUUCAUCUGGGACAGUCUUACCUUGUCCUUGUUCAGUGAACAAUUUCCUGAAGUGAUUUAUCUAAAAUAGGAGUAGGCAAACUUUUUCUGUAAAGGGCCAAAUAGUAAAUAUUGUAGACCUUGUGGAGUCAAAGGCCACAUACAGCAUCUGUCACAGCUACUCGAUUCUGCUCUUGUAACUUGAAGGCAGCGACAGACAGCAUGUGAAUGAAUAAGCAUGGCUGUGUUCCUAGGCUGCAUAGAACAGGCACUGGGCCAGGUGUGGCCCGAGGGCUGUAGUUUGCUGAUCCCUGUUCUAAAAGCUAGGCUCUACUACAAUUGCACUUGCAGCACUUUGCGAGAGAACCAGUUGCAUACCCAGAAUUAUUCAGUGGUGCCUCCAGUAACUUCUGCUAGAAACACAGAAUCUGGUCUGUAUCCGACACUAUAACACAACUUGAGGGGAAAUAAACAUUGAGUCAAAAUGAAUCAUAGAAAAAUUAUUAGAAUAUUCCUUGAUGUUCAUGAUGAUGAUGGUAUAAGAUAGUUCUGAGUAUGUCUUAAAUAUUUGUCUGCUGUAGUCUAUUUGCUGUACAUGCUGAAAUUUUUGUAUUCCAUUUAGUAUUUUUAUAGUCUAGGGAAAUAUUUUCUAAGACGAGUUUUAGAUGUGCUCUGAUUCCUCUGAAAUAUUCAGUUUACUGUAUCUGCUUGGGGGUUAGAAGGGAGCCAGAAGCUGAAUUCAGGCACUUUCUUCCAGUAAAACUAAUUAUGGCUCAUUGCCUUCGACGAGCAGUAGAAUUGGAUCGAUUUUUAAACCAUUUUCGUGUUUCAAAUGGUACAUUGAAUUGAGUUUUAAAUAAGUUUUUGGAAGAAGUUUGUUACUAGAUAAAUAAUCUUUAUAAGGUAUUUUAUAUAUUAGAAGCAAUUAUAAUUAAGUCUGUGAUUUCUGACUAAAAUGGUGCUAGUUCUGUGCGAAGAAAUAUAAAGUGAGAUUCCCCGAUGUCGCUGGUAUUCCAGCCUUUUCUGUUUGGUUUUUGUCCAGUGUUGCAUUUGACUACAUCCGUUUCUAUUAAUAAAUUUUUGAAGAUUACUCGUACACACAA